AUUUCCCAGUCUGGAGGGGAAAUCGAAAGCCAGUUGGGUUAGAGAACUGAGGAGCGAGCGGGCAGAGGCAGAGAUAGAGAAGAGAAAGAGACUGAAAGAAGAACGUCACCGGGAUUUCAUUCUCCUCAGUCGCUGGUUAUACCAUUCACAAUCCACUUGUCUAUUCUUUAACCUAAUUUAAAAUCCCUAAUCUGUUCAAUUUCACAUUUACUUUUCAAUUUCUUUCUGUUAGCCUCAAUAAUCCACUUCUUGUUCUUUCACUUGGGGCAUCGAGUUUUGCCCUUCUUCCGAUUCUCCACCGCCGCUGAUCUUGGUUUUGUACAGUGUUUUCUUCCAACUGACUUGUCUGGGUGAAAGGAGAUAGCGCAGAUUGAACCCUUUACAUAUGGGAGAGCACACGCAAGUGCAGGUUCAGACUCAGACCCAAAGCCAAUCUCAAGCGCAAUCGCAGGCUCAGAACACGUUUCAUGAAUCCUCCAACUCCACAACCACUAUCGCCCAAGCUACUGUGGCAUUAAGCGAGGUGAUGAAUGCGCCAUCGCAAACCUCUUCUCCGCCAUCCAAAAUGCCCUUGCGUCCGCGGAAGAUCCGGAAGCUCUCGCCUGAUGAAUCGGAUCCAAAUUCCUCUCAGGUUGUUGCCAUUCCGGAUGGGCCGAAACCUAUAGCCACCAGCAAAUCUAACAAGAGCAAGACGGCCCAACAACGCGCCGCAUUCGCGUCUGCCCCGGUAAUGCUUGCCCGAUCACUUUCCUGUGAAGGCGAGGUGGAAGUCGCGCUUCGGCAUCUCCGGAAUGCCGAUCCGCUCCUUGCACCUUUGAUCGACCUUCAUCAACGUCCUACCUUCGACAGUUUUCAAACCCCAUUCCUUGCCCUUACUAGAAGUAUCCUUUAUCAGCAGCUGGCUUACAAAGCUGGCACCUCAAUCUACACUCGUUUCAUCGCUCUCUGUGGCGGCGAGGCUGGCGUUCUUCCUGAAACUGUACUUGCCUUGAGCCCUCAACAGCUCAGGCAAAUUGGAAUUUCGGGUCGUAAAUCUAGUUACCUUCAUGAUCUUGCGAGGAAGUAUCAAAAUGGGAUUCUUUCAGACCCCGCAAUUGUAAAUAUGGAUGAUAAAUCGCUUUUCACGAUGCUUACAAUGGUCAAUGGAAUUGGGUCUUGGUCUGUUCAUAUGUUCAUGAUUUUCUCGCUGCACAGACCAGACGUGCUUCCUAUCAAUGAUCUUAAUGUUCGCAAAGGUGUUCAACUUCUCUACAAUCUUGAAGAGUUGCCUCGACCAUCGCAGAUGGAUCACUUAUGCGAGAAGUGGAGGCCGUAUCGAUCGGUUGGGUCGUGGUAUAUGUGGAGGUUUGCUGAGGCGAAGGGGGCUUCUUCAAGCGCAGCAGCAAUAGCUGCUGGUGCUAGUUUACAACUGCAGCAACAAGAGCACCAGCCGGAGCACCAGCAUCAACAGCAGCCGCAGCUUCUUGACCCACUUAAUAGCAUUCUCAAUCUUGGGGCCUGUGCUUGGGGGCAGUGACUCGGAUCGAAAAGAGUACAUCUUUGCAGAUAGCCCAAUCAGUUCAUCCACUGAAUGAUAAGUAUGCCAAUUAUGUGGGAGUAGAAGACUCAGCAAUGAAUAUUUGGCUCCUCGAGGUUGGAUACUCUAGACUUCAAUAUUAAAUAAUGAAAUGACAUGUGCUAGUUUCCUUCUCUAGGUAGGUUGAUGUCACUUUUAAGGCCGUCAACAUGUAUCAUGUGGCAAGGGAUAUUGAUAGAAUGUUCCUCUUGAAUGUCUGUGCUUUCAAUGUGAUUUAGCACGAGUUCGACUUCGAGAAACCCGCUUGUUCACUUGCGCAUAUUCAACGACACAACAAUCUGUAAUGACUUUAUGAUCCAUCUUUUACCCUUUUCUCUACUUCAAUUUUUCUGAAACAUUUAUCUUAGUUUGUACAUAGAAAAUAAUCAUUUAUGCGGAUAGUCGAUGGCUGGCUGUGACGUUUGCUAUUCGGACUUGUAAUCCUAUCUCAUCUUGCCUCAUCUAUUCAACAUGGGAGAAAAUGCAUUAUUGCUCA
Molecule: messenger RNA, 2051 nt
Organism: Cucurbita pepo subsp. pepo (vegetable marrow)
Lineage: Eukaryota; Viridiplantae; Streptophyta; Magnoliopsida; Cucurbitales; Cucurbitaceae
Product: alkylbase DNA glycosidase-like protein mag2
Biological process (GO): base-excision repair; base-excision repair, AP site formation; DNA alkylation repair
Cellular component (GO): protein-DNA complex; nucleus
Molecular function (GO): DNA-3-methyladenine glycosylase activity; DNA-7-methylguanine glycosylase activity; alkylated DNA binding
Source: RefSeq, a predicted model, not a curated record